Messenger RNA from Acanthaster planci (crown-of-thorns starfish), 5157 nucleotides. RefSeq lists its product as uncharacterized. Gene Ontology annotation, molecular function: GTP binding; GTPase activity. The record is from RefSeq and is a predicted model, not a curated record. NCBI's taxonomy places the organism in Eukaryota, Metazoa, Echinodermata, Asteroidea, Valvatida, Acanthasteridae.
UUUUUCUCCCAGUACUUUGACAUGCAUCAAUGUACUGUACAAGUACAUGUACAGUCAUCUAUCCUAUAUAAUGUUUUGGUUAUUCGGAAGUUCGAAAAAUACCUCGAAAUCUGCCCCUUUUUCUCCCGAUGGGAAGGUGGGGGAUGAUCCAAUAAAUAGCCCAUUCCUUGAUCAGAAAGUGUUUGGGGGAUAUACCCGUCACUCCUCAGGAUUUGGGCCCCUUCGAUGAUUGUCUAACCAUGGUCUAACUUUUGUGGUCUCGGCCGGCAAUCAAGCGGUGAAAUAGUGGUUCCAAUUUACAGUUGUGCUAAGUGCAGUGUAGAUGGUGCUGGAGACUGGAGGUGAUGUGUUAACACGAACUGCAAGCUGGAAAUAGUCAGCGGGAUACGAAGACAUUAUCAUAUGUAUCACAGAUCACGUUCGUUUCACACGCAGCUCAGCUAGUAGACCGUCACAACACGCAACGGAUCCGAUAGUGACGUGUAUUACGGAUUUGGGACAUUGCGAAAGCCUGGGCCCAGCAUUUCUACCCCGCCCGUUUUGCCCAAAUUAUCACCAGCGAUGAGCUAUAAAAUGGAAGAGAGUAUCGAUGUGUCGUGAUUUUAGUAUCAUCGUUUUUAACAACGGAACCGGCCGUAUAUUCAUUACUGAUUUGUGAGUGAAAAACCGGCAAUGGACUGUGGCUAGUGGUGCACUGCAUGCGGAAGUAUCUCAGGCACACUGUUCAUCCAAACAAGCUACACACGCGGUACGCUGCGGUGUUGCGACUGAACACGUAACCAGCUGGUCAAAGCUUGCUCGGCACCAAAUGCAUUGAUUUCUACUCGAAUAGUAACAGCCACUCUUCCCGCGGGAUUUUUGAGGCUGGAUCCCGCAGACCAAGCCAAGAAAAGUCAGCUUGUGCGACUGUGAAUUGCACGAUGCACCGUGGGAAAACGAAAACUUCGAAGGUGAUUCUAGUGUUUCUGCUCGCCUAAGCUCCACUGGCAAAUCGGAUAGUUGAGUAAAGUUUGGCCGGAGAUUUCACUAGGAAAGAAGUAAUCAUCUUCACUCGAGAGAAUUAUCUGAUUCAUCUGUCUCCAGGUUAUAAUAUAGGCCACCUCGCAGUCAGCAGACAUCAUGGGGGCGAAGUCGACCAAGAUGGGCCAUGUUAUGGGCAAACUCUCGGACUUCCUACACGUAGAUUGCCGUUUCUCCAUGAGCGGGGACAAGGAAUCGCGCAUUCUCAUCCUAGGUCUCGAUGCGGCCGGAAAGACGACUAUCCUGUAUCGCGUCAAACUGGGAGAGGCGGUCACCACUAUCCCCACCAUAGGCUUCAACGUGGAAACAGUCACUCCCGUGCCCAACGUCACCCUUUGUGUGUGGGAUGUUGGCGGACAGCAGAAGGUGCGAGCGCUAUGGCAACAUUACUUCUGUGAGACUCACGGACUUAUUUUUGUUGUAGACAGUGCCGAUAGAGGGCGUCUCUGGGAAGCAAGAGACGAGUUGUUUCGAGUCGUCAACAACCCUCACAUGACGAAGAGAAUUCCAGUCCUCGUUUUGGCCAAUAAGCAAGACUUACCAGGUGCCUACAAUGCAGCCCGCGUUUCUGAGGUGAUGGAUCUGCAGGCUUUGUCCGAGAACCACCCUUGGCAAGUGAUUGAGACUCAGGCCAGCACAGGGGAAGGACUCCACGAAGCCUUCAAAACUAUGGCCAGAAUGGUCAAGCAGUUCCACAAGGACUCUAGCAAAGCGGACAUUGCGAGUUCAAAAUCCGGAGACGCAACGGAGGUCUGAUGACCACUGCGUCGGUGGCGCCAAAGUAAAACAAAAAAUGGCAUUGCUUAAAAGUGCUCUUCAGUGUUGGUGCUAUUUUGAACAUAGUGCACGUUGUCAGAUAAGUUAUGAGGACUGCACCGCUAGAUGAUAAUGCAUACACCAUCCAAUCAAAAUGACAGUUGGGUGAGACAGGCGGAAGAAUGUAGUUAUAAUGAAAGCCGUGCGCUGUUGGGAUAUAUUUGGUCAUGUAUAGGCCUAUGUAACAUGGAUCGGGAUGGCGAUCAAAGUGAAGAUUGCAGUGAGCAUGGCCCAUUGAGACAUUGUAAGCAAGAGGUUCACGUUGGAAGGCUCGAAGUCGGUCGGAUGUUGUGACUUCCGCUCGUCGUCGCUCCCGCCGGCAGACAAGAACUGUGCUGAUCUGCAGUGAAAUAACUAAAUGUCCGUAUAACCAUCUUGAAGAUGAUAGGAAUCUUCUUCGCCAUUUCGUUUGUGGAAAGGAUUUAUUGAAAGAGGAGACUAUCCUUGUGGAAAAGGAUAGUGUUGUCGCAAUAUAAGACUAUACGUUUAGCUUUGUAGGCCUACGUGUUUAACAGAAUGAGCUGACGCUUUUGGAUGGAAGAAUUCUUCAUAAUAACUGACCAGCAACCAUAUUUAUUGUCAGGCAUGUAAACCUGCGGUGGUCACUGUAUCAUCUAAAUUGUCUAAAAUUGAGUCAUGCAACACAUCCUUUUAGGAAAUAAACAUGUAAAUCCGUCUGUUCUUGUGGUCUGCCUACCUGCCCCCAAAAGCCUUGCCUGCUUGCUGUGUAUACACGAAAUAUCUCGAAACGAACGGAAAUAAGCUCAUAAUAGGUUUUACGUAUUUAGAUUCCCACCAAUUUUCGGUUUUUUUUCCGAAGGUAGUGGUUUUUAAUUGAGAUUUUCCUGGUGUGCCUGAUUGUAGUUUAUCUCUGGCAAACUGCAGGGGUUGACUGCAGAUGGUAAUUAUGUGAGAGUUAAUUAAAUGUCAGAUAUCAGCUCACUCAGCUGUUCAAAGUCUUUGCGAGAUGCCGCUGAUAAAUGAUAAUUCGAAGAUGGCAAUCAAAGAUGGCAGCGUUAAUUAUUAUCCCAGUUGUCACAGUGGUAUAUUUAGCGGUGUGCAUUCGGUUGAUUUAAAAUGCGUGCAGUGAGCAAAUGAACAUUUCGGUUGCCCUAGCCAGUAUGUUCCGAGGGGCACAUUCAAAGCCACGGAAACAACUAUGGCCAAGUUUGUGCUUGUUGUUUUUUUACCUGAAGCUGACUUAUCAGACAUGCACUAUGACAGAAGAUUAUACAAUGCACCUACAUGCCUUUGUGCAAUACGUAUUUGGCGGCAGCCGACGCCCAUUGGGAAAGAUUACUACGGUGUUCCCUCGCAUAGUUUUGCUUAAGAUAUCAAGUGCGUAUCUGAAAUAGACUUCUUUCGUUUACGGCCAAGUCUUAUUUGUCUUUGGCCUGCAUUACUGACUUGUAAACAAACUAUGGCUGACAGUUAGUACAAACGCAAAAGAAUAAUCCACAGUGUUAGAAAAUUGCACGCAGCCAUGAAAGCACCAAACUAGUAUAUACAGUACAUGUACUUAUACUUAAUCAGUCAAAAUAAUUAAGGUCCCUUUUUAAAUGGGGGGGGGGAACUCUGCAUUUUGAAGUGACCCUUCCACCAACCAGGGUGAUAUUUCUACAAACCUUGGCAAUCCAUAUGAAUAAUAGGCAAUUUGAAAGUGGUCUCUUAAUCCAUUUCGUCAUCUUUCAAGUUAAAACUUCAUUUGCUUAUGGCAUGUAAACUGCAGAAACUGCACAAGUACAUGUAUACCUAUGCACAGAAAAAAAUUAUACUGUUCUCAUGUGCAAAAUACAUGUAUAACAUAUGAUACAAUCAUUUUACCCUAAAUUCCCGUAUUAUAGUCGUAAUUUUUCAAGCAAAUCAUUCUGAUCUGUGGAAUAUUUUUGUAUAUAAAUGGACUCACGAUAUUGUAAUUGCAGUACCUGCUAUCAGCGGCCCCACUGUAUCUUAGUGUUACCUAUUUUUUGUAUAAAUUGUGUAAUGUGGGGUUUUAAUCUUCGAAACCUCGAUGUCACAUUUUAAUUCAUAGCAAAGUAACGUCUGUUGUGUAUAAUAUGACAUGAAAUAUAUUUUCUCAAGAACACCCCACGCGAUGAUGGUAUACUGGCGUAACAGUAUUUAUUGUUUAAAGAAAACGACAUAUAAAUUCAGUUUUAGACAAGAAUAGGUAAAAAUCCGGCAGUUUUAAUUAAACGAAAAUAGUUACGCGUGGGCCUAUAUUGUUUGAAAAUCAAAGCCAACUUUAACAAAAGGUCACCAUGUCGUUAAUGAUGCGGGUGAUUAUUCCAUGUUCACCGAAUAUAUGAAAACGGAAUGUGUUGAAAGGUCUGCAACAAUGGGAGUAUUGUUAUAACAAUGGUGACCUCAAAACUUUAAAGAAUUUUAAGCGAAGUCUCCUCCAGGUUGCGAUGCGUCAAACAGAUACAAAUCCAAAGUUUGCAAAAGCAGAUCUGCAUUGUCAAAAAGCAAUAUUUGGCAUGGUUUUGAAACAAGUUUGAAAUAGCUGUUACUUACGCGCUUUUUGCAAGUGAACGGUAUGUAUCUAUUUUUGUGCAGUAUUUUACUACGAAAAGAGUGUGAUGUCGAGUUGUUUCACAGUAUAGCGAUCCUGAAUAGAAUUUAAAACGUGAUGAAAGUCACCGUCGAUGCAAGAUUUAUCAUGUUUUAAUACCUCAAAGCUGAAGUCUGAUUAUUUUGUAUUUAUGUAUUCAGAAGGAGCGACCUGCUUUCAGUUUGUGUAUUUAAGCGCUUCAUAACCAGUGAAAGUUAAAAAGAAAAUUAUAAUAUGUAAUUUGAUUUAUCAUGUUUUGGGGGACAGCUUGGACUUUGAAAGUUUCGACCCUUGCACUUUCAGUUUAACUUGGACAAAUGCAUUAGCCUGGCGUUUUGCAAAAGUUCUAUUGUUUGCGCAGAGCGCUUUGAGGUGAGCGUGUGCUCUUUAAUAAUUCUGUACACAUACUUGAGUUACAGGCUUUUAUUCUUUUAUGUUAUUUAUUAACUUAUUAUUUGUUAUAAAUAAGAACUCUUGGAUUACAUGGUUGGACACUUUUAAGCCACCAUCCAUGGAAAGCUCGAGACUGAGGCAACGCCUUCCCAAGUUGUCUGUCAUGUUAUCCAAAACUGUGAUUACUGGUUUAUGUAAUUAUGUUCACAUUAUAAAAGUAAGCAUGGGAAUUCAUUGUUUUGUAUAUAAAAUGUCAAAGAAUUUAUACAGAAUAUCAGUAAUUAUUCCAAUGUUUCUCUCAUUUCACUGUGCUCCUUUGUUUUAUUGUGAGAUUAAUAAUUCAUAUUAAAAAGAAUCAAAAACGACGAACCAGA